AUGUCGUCCGCAAAGCAGUCGUUCGAUGGCGAUGCCAUCGCCUCGGUCUCCAAGGCCUACCCCGUUGUUGCCAAUGCCGCAGCCCCCGGUUCGGAAGACGAGGCGUCCAAGACCGCCUCCGUCAACGAUGACGCCAAGUCUCAGCGCAACACCAAGUCGCCCUUCGAGGUGCCUGUGGGCGAAGCGGGCGUGGGUGCCGUCUCUCGUAAACUCAGCAGCCGUCACAUCCAGAUGAUCGGUAUUGGCGGUGGUAUUGGAACUGGUCUGUUCGUCGGCUCGGGUAUCGCCCUGGCCAAUGCUGGUCCUGUCGGUGUCUUGCUGGCGUACAUCAUCACCGGUAUGAUGAUCUUUGGUGUCAUGGAGGGUCUCGCAGAGAUGUCCUCCUACCUGCCCGUCAGUGGUUCCUUCAUGCACUUUGCCAGUCGUUUUGUCGACCCUUCGCUCGGAAUGGCGCUUGGCUGGAACUACUGGUGGUGCUACGCCAUCGGCUGGGCCUCGGAGCUGUCGGCGGCUUCUGCUGUCAUCGGAUACUGGAACGCCGACAUCAACAUCGCCGCCUGGAUUUCCAUCAUGAUGGUCGUCGGUGCCCUGCUCAACUUUGCCGGUGUCAACAUCUACGGCGAGUCCGAGGUGGUCACUUCCACCAUCAAGCUUCUCGCUUUCGUCGUCCUGAUCAUCUUCGGUCUGGUCAUCGACCUCGGUGGAGGCCCCAAGCACGACCGUCUCGGGUUCCGCUACUGGAAGGAGCCUGGUGCAUUCAACCAGUUCAACGGCAUCGGCGGUGCUGAAGGACGCUUCCUCGGUUUCUUCAGUGCGUUCCUGCAGAGUGCCUUCACCUACGUAGGCACGGAAACCGUCGUUCUCGCUGCUGCUGAGGCCAAGAACCCGUCGACGCAGAUCCCCAAGGCUGCCCGACGAGUGCUCUACCGUAUCCUGUUCUUCUACAUCCUCGGUAUCGCCAUCAUGGGCCUCAUCGUGCCCUACAACGACCCUGGUCUCAAGAGCGACGGCUCGUACACCGGUGCGUCGCCCUGGAUCAUCGCCAUGACCAACGCGGGUGUGACGGUACUUCCGCAUAUCUUCAACGCCGUGGUCCUGAUCAGCGCCUUCUCCGCCGGAUCCUCGUACGUCUACGUCUCGAGCCGAACGCUGUACGCCUUGUCGCUGGAUCGUCAGGCGCCCGCUGUGUUCCGACGCGUCGACAGGCGCGGGAUUCCGUAUGUGGCCGUGGGGGGCUCGUGGCUCGUCGGCGCGCUCUCGUACCUGGGCAUCAGCUCCGGCGGUGGUACGGUCUUCUCGUGGCUCUCGGCGCUGUCGGCGGUGGCGGGUCUGUUUGCAUGGGCCACGUGCUGCUAUGCCUACCUGCGCUUCAGGAAGGCAUACACGCUGCAGGGCUACGACCACUCGGCACUCCCCUACCGCGCCCGCCUCCAGCCCUACGCCAGCUGGUUCAGCAUCAUCAUGUGCGCCAUUGUCAUCUUCUUCUCCGGCUGGAAGGUUUUCUUGAAAGGCAACUUCACCGCCUCGGGCUUCCUCACCAACUACCUGGGCAUCCCCGUCUUCUUCGUCCCCUGGAUCGGCUGGAAGCUCUGGCACAAGACCAAGGUCGUCAAGCUCGCCGAGGUCGACCUCGACAGCGGCAGGCUCAGGAAGGAGGACGAGCCGCUCGAGAUCGUGCCCACUACGCCCUGGGGCAAGUUUAUCGCUUGGCUCUUCUAG
This is a messenger RNA of Sporisorium graminicola, 1719 nucleotides long. RefSeq lists its product as uncharacterized. Gene Ontology annotation, biological process: amino acid transmembrane transport. Gene Ontology annotation, molecular function: amino acid transmembrane transporter activity. NCBI's taxonomy places the organism in Eukaryota, Fungi, Basidiomycota, Ustilaginomycetes, Ustilaginales, Ustilaginaceae. The transcript has a single exon. Gene Ontology annotation, cellular component: membrane. Bases 1 to 1719 code for a protein of 572 amino acids. The record is from RefSeq and is a predicted model, not a curated record.